AUGCAUGCUUCCAUGUCACGUGCGUUCCUGUAUGGCCUUCUUGCUGCCACGGGCGUCAAUGCCAAGUCCACCCCGAAGCACCUUGAGUAUAGCGUCGUGACUGGUCUUUUCCUCCAGGACGAGAACACUACAACGCCAUCGGGAUUCGACUUCAUUGGUACAAACUUUGGUCUGAUCAACCGUACAUAUCCAUCCGAUCCCAGCUGUCCUGACGACAAGAAGUCGACGCAAUGGCAGCGUCUGGCUCACUACAUUUCCACCUUGAAUAAGAGAGGCCCGGAGAAUGAGCGCUAUGCUUUGCUCUUCAUGGGCCGCCAUGGCGAAGGCUUCCACAAUGCGGCGGAAACGUAUUUUGGUACUCCAGCUUGGAAUUGCUACUGGAGCGAACUCGACGGCAACGGCACUACCACUUGGGCUGAUGCCAAGUUGACCACCACAGGCGUCCAGCAAGCAAACCGAGUCAACGCCUUCUGGGCUCACCUUCUCAAAGACGAGAACAUCUCUGCGCCUCAGAGCUACUACACCUCUCCCUUGUAUCGCUGCCUGGACACCGCUCGCCUAACAUUUCAGGGUCUGCCUUUGCACGGGCAUUCCAAGUUCGAGCCCGUCAUCAAGGAGCUCCUGCGCGAGGGUAUCAGCGCACAUACGUGCGAUCGCCGCAGUACCAAGUCUUACAUCAAGAAGAACUUCCCAAAAUUCAAGUUCGAAAAGGGCUUUCCUGAGGACGAUCCAUACUGGACCCCACUGAAAGCCGAGCCCAGUGCUAAUCAGGAUAUUCGAAGCAAAGCGCUGCUAGAUGAUAUCUUUGAGAACGACGAUGCGACGUACAUUUCCAUUACAUCCCAUUCUGGCGAGAUCGCUAGUCUGCUGCGCGGUAAGUCACCCCGAAACCGGUUCAAAUUGGCUCGAUACUAA
This is a messenger RNA of Parastagonospora nodorum SN15, 915 nucleotides long. RefSeq lists its product as hypothetical. Gene Ontology annotation, cellular component: cytoplasm. Bases 1 to 915 code for a protein of 304 amino acids. Gene Ontology annotation, molecular function: phosphatase activity. The transcript has a single exon. The record is from RefSeq and is a predicted model, not a curated record. Lineage: Eukaryota; Fungi; Ascomycota; Dothideomycetes; Pleosporales; Phaeosphaeriaceae.